UCCCUCCUCACAGGGCCCACGCGCGGCUUUCGGCCCCUCUAGGGGACAGCCAUGUCUCAGGAAGGGGCCGCCAAGGGCCCCCGCACGGAGGGGCCCGUUCCCCGCCCCCGACGCAGCGGCGGGCUUUUCCGGAAGGACGCGGAGGAAGCGGGCUCCGCGGCGGGCCUGGCGGCACACCUGCGGGGGCCGAGCCCCGGGGCCCGCGCUUCGGCCGGCGGGAGGCGGCGGGCGCUCGGGGAAGAGGCCCGCCGAGGCGCCAGCUCCCCGGCCGAGGGCGCGCCCAGGGCCGGCGCGAAGGCCGAGGCCGACUUGGUGGUGCUGGACCUGCCGGUGGCGGGACAGAGCCGGGGCCCGGGGCCUGGCCCCGGGCUCCACACCCAGCUGCCCCCCGCGCCUGCUCAGGGACGGCCUCCGGCCUCUAAGAGGCCCCAGCUUUCUCUGCACAGCAUCUUAGACGAAGACUGGGCCAGGAAUCUUUGCAGCGGGUCUGUGGGCCUCCCAGACAGAGCCCUGGCUGGCAGGGAGCGGCCAGCGGAGGCGGAGAAGGCGAGCUGCCCCCGGCCCAGGGCGGCUGGAGCAGGUGGGCGUCCUCCAGGGUGUGAUGGGAGGAGCCCCCACACGGAACCGCCACCCUCACUAGGCUCAGCCCCUGUUCGGGCGAGAGUUGAGGCCUGCUCAGAGGACGGGGAGGGGGCUGGUCAGAGCCCUGGUGGGGGCAACCCCCAGUGGGUGGGAGACCCCCCAGGAGCUGACCUGGAGUCCUGGGGAGGCCCCUGCAGUCCUCUUCCUCCCAAGGAUACGGCUGGGCCAAGAGAUUCGGAUGGAAGUUGUGUGGGAUGUGCCUCAGGGACUGAGUUCCGAUAUUUGCCCGAGGCGGAGCAUGGGGCCCAACCAGGCAGCCCCUACGGCCCUGUCCAGUUCCCGCUGCCCAGUGGCGGGCUGUCCCGCAGGCCAGCCGCCCAGGAUCCGCCCCGGAGCCCCGCACCGUGCCCGGGAGUGUCUGGGAAGGCGUCCGCAGGGCAGCGGGCAGCUGAGCAGGUCGUCGUGGGGGCUGGCGGUGAGGAUGCCUGCUGCCUCCACAACCAGGAGGAGCUGGAGGUCAAGGCUUGGCCAGUGCCCCUGGGGAGGCCCGGGCAAGGACUCCCUGCUCUCACUGACGCCCCUGCCGGCUCCCCAGAGUCUGCAGCCAGCGAGGCUCGCUCAGGUCCAUUCGUGGGGCAGAGAAGAUCCAAGUGUGCUAAGCUGGGGAGGGGCCCAGCGCCCCCCGCCGAGGACCGGGCCACGGACAGAAGCUCCGACAACCUCAGCCACGACCCGCCGGCAGCAUCCCGCCCAGGAGGCUUCCCCAAACUGGAGGAAACAAAGAUGCCCCGCGGAGUGAAGCGUGUGUGCUACCUGGAUUCUGGGGAGGUGAUCCACCUCCUGGGGGCCAUCAGCCACGGGCAGGCAGCGGGGUCGCGGCCGCUGAAGUUGGAGGCCCUGGAGAACAUGAUGGAGAUCAGCGCAGCCUCACCUGCCCAGAGGCCCAGGAGGAAGAUAAGGCGCCAGGCCCACGGCCCCACUUGGUGCCAGGAGGGGCUUCCUGUUCAGGAGGCCCGUGCAGAGUGGCCAGGGGUGAGUGCGUCUGCCCCUGUCACACAGCCUCCUUCAGGGAGAAUGUGGGAGAGGGGUCCAGUGGAGUCUGAAGAGGAGGAGCCCGAGGAACAGGACUGGGAAGAGGACUCAGCUCAGCUUCAGCUCCAAAAGGACAUUGGGGUACGGCACACUGUGGUCCGCGUCAUGCGGAAGGUGCUGUGGAGUCGCCUCCGGGAGCUCCCAGACGUGGCGCUGAGUAAGGAGGUGGUAGAGGGCAUCGCUGCUGGCAUCGAGGCAGCUCUCUUCGACCUGACACAAGCCACCAACUGCCGCUACAAGACCAAGUACCGCAGCCUGCUGUUCAACCUGCGCGACCCCAGGAACCCCGACCUGUUUCUCAAAGUGGUUCAUGGAGAUGUCACCCCCCACGGCCUGGUGCGGAUGAACUCAAUCCAGCUGGCCCCCCAAGAGCUGGCCCGCUGGCGGGACCAGGAGGAGAAAAGGGGCCUGGAGAUCAUUGAGCAGCAACAGAGGGAGCUGUGCAUCCUUCCGACCUCCAAGCUGACCCACAAGGGUGAAGUCGAGAUCCUGCGGGACACGGACCAGAUGCUGACCCUGGAGGACCUGGUGAGACCCAUGCUGUCCAUAUACUGCAGCCCAUUGGCCCUGCCUGCCAUGUCAGAGGACUCCACAGAGCAGCAGGAGGAACCCCCAGAGCAGCAGGACCCCACGGAGCAGCAGGAGGAACCCCCAGAGCAGCAGGAGGAACCCCCGGAGCAGCAGGAGGAACCCCCAGAGCAGCAGGACCCCACAGAGCAGCAGGAGGAACCCCCAGAGCAGCAGGAGGAACCCCCAGAGCAGCAGGACACCACAGAACAGCAGGAACCCACAGAGCAGCAGGAACCCACAGAGCAGCAGGACCCCACAGAGCAGCAGGAGGAACCCCCGGAGCAGCAGGACCCCACGGAGCAGCAGGAACCCACAGAACAGCAGGAGGACCCCACGGAGCAGCAUGAGCACCACUUCUUCGACCCCAGCUGCCACAUCUGCAAAGACUGGAAGCCCUCGUGUGAGCUGCCAGGCUUCUCCAAAGCCGACAGGAGGGUGGAGGACAAUGUCAUCCAGAGAGCCCCAAGCCCAGACCCUGUGUCCUCUCCAGAGAUUCCCCAAAUCUCGGAGACACCUCCCAUGGAGCCCCCGGACAGGCUGCAGGUGUCUGCAGGGCCCACAAAGCCCCCCUGGGAGGGGGCUGUGGCCAUGUUCUCCAUCAAGCAGUUCCGGGUCAAGGCCCAGCUGGUCUCAGGACACAGCUGUCAGCUCAUCAUGACCCUGCCCGAGGUGAUCCGCUCAGCAGGCUGCAUCCCCUCCAGCACCAUCUGGAACCUUCUGGCUAGCGUCUGCCCAGCCAAGGCCAAGGACGCCUGUGUGGUCAGACUGUGCCCCCAGGGGGCUCGGGACACCCAGAACUGCCGCCUGCUCUACUCCUACCUCAACAACAAGCAGUGCCAUGGCUUGGCAGCGGUGGAACACGCGAGGGUGGUCCUGCUGCCCCUGCCUGCCUUCCAGCCCCUGCCCACCAGACUGCGCCUUCUUGGAGGCCCAGGCCUGGAAGCCGCUCACCCAAGCCUGCUGCUGGCUGUGCUGCUCCCCACAGCAGGGUUUCCGGACACAGCGGAAUCCAGCCCCUUGCUGGAGAAGGUUCGCAAGGUGGUCUCCUUCAACAAAAAAGUGGAGAUGAGAUGCUACCAGCGGAAGGACAGGAGGCCGGAUGUGGCCCCGAAGGGCUCCCCUCCCCCAGGGGGCAAAGGCAGCCUGGCCCCAAGGGGAAGCUGUGCUGGGCAGAAGCCCUCUAGAGGCAGGGGGAGACUGUGGGAAGAGCCUGAGACCUGGCGGGGGCCUGGACGAGGGGAGUGGCCCACAAGACCAGGCUGGUGCCAGUCCCGGCAUCCCUCUUCAGCACCAGCUGGCCGGGGCCAGCACCUCCACAGGGCAUCCUGUCCCCAGCAAGCCCUGCUCCAGCAUCUUGAAUCCCUGGUGACAAUGAGCCGCCAGCUCCAAGCCUCCCUGAGAUCCCCAGGCCAGGAGCUCCUUCCCCCGUCCCCUGCAGCCGGUGGAAUCCUUGGGCUCCUAUGCCAGCCUCCGGCAGCUCCAGAGCCCCCUGGCCCAGCCCCCGACUCCUCUUUGGGCCCAACAGAUGGAGCUGGCUCUGAGUGUCCGCUCCCUGGAGAGGCCUGACCCUAGAAGAGGGCCUUUGACUCCCUCCCCAGUGCUGAACCCUGAGCUGUUCCAGGGACAUAUGGGGGCAGAGGAAGGGGAGGGCCAGCUCAACCCACCCGCCCCUUUUGAGUUUCAUGUUUUGCAAACUGUUUAGUGUUGAUUUUUGGUUCAAUAAAGAUUUUGACGAAGUUGA
Molecule: messenger RNA, 3985 nt
Organism: Myotis daubentonii (Daubenton's bat)
Lineage: Eukaryota; Metazoa; Chordata; Mammalia; Chiroptera; Vespertilionidae
Product: SPOC domain containing 1
Biological process (GO): DNA-templated transcription
Cellular component (GO): nucleus
Source: RefSeq, a predicted model, not a curated record